Messenger RNA from Salmo salar (Atlantic salmon), 2931 nucleotides. RefSeq names its product solute carrier organic anion transporter family member 2A1. Gene Ontology annotation, molecular function: prostaglandin transmembrane transporter activity; protein binding. The record is from RefSeq and is a predicted model, not a curated record. Lineage: Eukaryota; Metazoa; Chordata; Actinopteri; Salmoniformes; Salmonidae. Gene Ontology annotation, cellular component: basolateral plasma membrane. Gene Ontology annotation, biological process: transmembrane transport; sodium-independent organic anion transport; prostaglandin transport.
ACACUCACCAGAGUAGAACACUGUGGGACAGCUAUUACCUCUUCAACAUAGAGAGACUCACUACUGCUGAGUUCUGCUGCCCUGGACUGGACCUUCCUGUCUCUCUCUCUCUCUUCUCUGGAUACCUUUUACUCUUCACAGCAGAGGGAGAUUUGUGUCAAAAAUAUGAAGAAACCAACAUCUGUAUUUAGCAAUAUAAAGCUGUUUGUGCUGUGUCAUGGCCUGCUGCAGCUCACCCAGCUCCUGUACAGCUCCUACUUCAAGAGCACCAUCACCACCAUCGAGAGACGCUUUGGCCUCAGCAGUUUCUCCUCUGGCACCAUCUCCUCUCUGCACGAGGUGGGGAACACAAUUCUGAUAGUGUUUGUGAGUUACCUGGGCAGCAGGGUCCAUCGGCCUCGUCUCAUUGGACUGGGUGGUUUGCUGAUGUCCAUCAGUGCUCUGAUCUUGGCCCUACCUCACUUCCUGUCCGAGCCCUAUGACUACGACUCUGUCAUGCAUGAUCGCCAGGACCUGUGUUCCCUCCAGGACACCUCCAACAUCACAGAGGCCUGUGGGAAGACAGAGAUCAAGCGUAUAGCGGACACCAACAACUUGUGGCUGCUGAUGGCUAUAGCUCAGCUGCUGUUCGGGGUGGGGUCUGUUCCCAUACAACCCUUUGGUAUCUCGUAUGUGGAUGACUUCGCCGGACGAGGCAACUCCCCCCUCUACAUAGCCAUCCUGUUUGCUCUGUCUGUGUUUGGACCUGCCUUUGGCUUCUUGCUGGGCUCCGUCAUGCUGAGGAUCUAUGUGGACGUGGACAGAACCGGCUCAGUCACCAAUGCUGAGCUGACCCCUACAGACCCUCGCUGGGUGGGUGCGUGGUGGAUGGGCCUCCUCAUCUCCUCUGCCAGCCUAGCGCUGACCUCCGUCCCAUACUUCUUCUUUCCUCGCAGCAUGCCGCUGGAAAGCAAUAGUGGAACUGAAACUACCAUUCAGAAUGAAGACUCCAAAAAGCCUGAGUUCUCAAUGCUUGAUUUCCUUAAGAUGUUCCCCAGGCUGUUUGUCCGUCUGCUCCUCAGUCCUCUGUUCCUGCUGUUGGUUCUGUCUCAGUGCUGUUUCUCUUCAGUCAUCGCUGGCCUCGCCACCUUCCUCACCAAGUUCCUGGAGAGACAGUACAGCACGACUGCCGCUUACAGCAGCCUCCUCAUAGGUGCGGUGAACCUUCCGUCCGUUGCUGUGGGGAUGCUGGUGGGUGGAGUCAUCAUGAAGAGGACAGGUCUCUCUCUGAAAACCAUCCCUCGUUUCUCUGUCGCCAUGCUCACCAUCUCUGUCAUCCUCAUCAUCCCUCUCUUCUUCAUGGGCUGUCCCACACAGAGGGUGGCGAAGGUCAACUACACACCCCAUGGGUUUCUGGCCACCUGUUAUUCCAACUGCUCCUGUCCGGUUAACGCCUUUAACCCGGUGUGUGGAUCUGACAACACUGAGUACCUGUCUCCCUGCCACGCAGGCUGCAAAGAGUACACCAAAGACCCCAAGAAUAAAUUCAGGGUUCUGAAGUACACAGACUGUAUCUGUAUAGCUUACAGACAGGGUAGUGGUGGGGGUACUGCCCGCCCCGGUCCUUGCCCCAACCAAUGUCCUCACUAUCUACUUCCUGUUAUGUUCCUCAUCUCUCUGGCCGGGUUGAUCGCCUCCCUAACACACAAUCCCAUCUAUAUGAUGGUCCUCAGAACUGUUCCCCAUGAAGAUAAAUCCUUUGCCAUAGGAGUCCAGUUUUUGCUCAUGAGAGUGCUUGCCUGGUUACCAGCCCCAGCCCUGUUCGGCAUUGUCAUCGACAGCUCCUGUAUCUGGUGGAAAUAUUCCUGUGACAACCGGCUGGGCUGUGGUUACUAUAACAAUAACAUCCUGAGGAACAGGUACCUGGGCUUGCAGGUGGGCUUCAAGUUGAUGGGGAUCUUCCUGCUUGGGGUGGUGGGCUGGAAGGUCCUGAGGACCAGGGAGUACAGCCUGGAGAAGAGGCCUGAUGGACCACUCUGAUCUGGGAUACAAUUGACCUCCUGGCUCCCCAUUCCGUCCUCUCUCCCAUCUCACUUUAAAUAGUAAUCUCAGGUCCACUACUGUUCCUUUCAACAGUCUGCUGAGGUGUUCUGUCUGAAUGUACUCUCCUUUACCUACCUGAUCCACCUAACCUGUCUCACAUGAGAGAAGAGACUCACCUAUCAACUGCCAGUGGGCAAAGUCCACUAUGCCUUUCAACCAUAGAAUGUUUCAACGUACUGCUUAAAGUAUCCUCAAACCCAGCUGAUCCUCCUGUUGGAGUAACCUCAGCACUGAAGGACACUCCAGCUCUGGUAAGGAUACUAUAACCCUCAUUCAGGACACUAUAGCUCCCCUUCGACUAUCCUACACUCCUACAAUAUCCCCACACGAGGAAGUUGGUUCAAUAUCCCCACACGAGGAAGUUGGUUCAAUAUCCCCACACGAGAAAGUUGGUUCAAUAUCCCCACACGAGAAAGUUGGUUCAAUAUCCCCACACGAGAAAGUUGGUUCAAUAUCUCCACACGAGAAAGUUGGUUCAAUAUCCCCACACGAGGAAGUUGGUUCAAUAUCCCCACACGAGGAAGUUGGUUCAAUAUCUCCACACGAGGAAGUUGGUUCAGUAUCUCCACACGAGGAAGUUGGUUCAGUAUCCCCAUACGGGAAAGGGGGUUCAGUAUCUCCACAUGGGGAAGGGGGUUCAGUAUCCCCACACGGGAAAGGGGGUUCAGUAUACCUACAUGGGGAAGGGGGUUCAGUAUCCCCACACAGGGAAGGGGGUUCAGUAUCCCCACACGGGAAAGGGGGUUCAGUAUCCCUACAUGGGAAAGGGGGUUCAGUAUCCCCACACAGGGAAGGGGGUUCAGUAUCCCUACAAGGGGAAGGGGGUUCAGUAUCCAUACAUGGGGAAGG